Molecule: messenger RNA, 381 nt
Organism: Saprolegnia diclina VS20
Lineage: Eukaryota; Oomycota; Saprolegniomycetes; Saprolegniales; Saprolegniaceae
Exons: 1
Coding region: 1-381 (126 amino acids)
Source: RefSeq, a predicted model, not a curated record
AUGCGUCGGCUCCUUUUGGACACCGGCACCCGCGUGCCGACGGUGGCUUUGGUGCCGCACACGCACGCGAUCGCGGCGCAGUUUCUGGCUGCGUUCAAGCGCAACGACAAGCCUUGCUGCCACCUGCUCGGCGACUUGCUUGUCCGCAUGUGCGUCGACCACCCGUACCACGUGGCGCACGUCAUCGCGCAGCGGCUUUUUCGAAACUCUCGGGAACUCCAGAGUUUCACGCAGUGGCUCUUCGAGAACCCCCGCGACUUUGUCGGCCGGCGCAUCCGCCAGCAGUCGGACCGCGCGGCUCGACUCUUUGACGCAGCGUGCAAGCUGGCGGCGAGGACGUCGGCGUGCUGGAGUUCGUCGCCAACGCCGAGCCGCUGGUGA